AUGGAGGGAUAUGGGAGCUGCAGAGUUGUUAUUGGAAACGAAGCAAGAAUGAUUCCAGAGGAGGAAAGAGUAAUCCCAGAACUCACCCACGAAUGGAAGGCCUAUGUUAAGGCAUCCCCAGAAAUAGUAAAAAGGGUUGAAUUCAAAUUGCAUGACUCAUUUAGCAAUAGGUUGGUGAAUGCAGAAUAUCCAUUCGAAGUUGUAGAAAGAGGAUGGGGAGAGUUUAGCAUUCAAAUUAAGAUUUUUUUGUUUAACGGAGAAAAAAUAAUGACUAGCCAUUUUCUACAACUCCAUGGAGACUCCGAUGUGGUAAUAAGCGAAAGAGUCGAUGAGAUUGUAUUCAAAGGCGAAAGUAGCCCGGAUACUCCCUUGGAUGAGGAAGAGGAAGAAUAUGAGAGGAUAGAAACAAGUAUUUUGGGAAUGCUUGAAAAGUUUAAAGAAAUUAAUGAAUGA
Messenger RNA from Encephalitozoon intestinalis ATCC 50506, 453 nucleotides. RefSeq names its product transcription initiation factor IIF auxiliary subunit. The record is from RefSeq and is a predicted model, not a curated record. The coding region runs from base 1 to 453 and encodes 150 amino acids. Gene Ontology annotation, biological process: regulation of transcription by RNA polymerase II; chromatin remodeling. The transcript has a single exon. Lineage: Eukaryota; Fungi; Microsporidia; Unikaryonidae. Gene Ontology annotation, molecular function: histone binding. Gene Ontology annotation, cellular component: Swr1 complex; NuA4 histone acetyltransferase complex.